Candoia aspera is the source of this 1796-nucleotide messenger RNA. RefSeq names its product KLF transcription factor 2 (gene KLF2). The transcript has 3 exons. Gene Ontology annotation, biological process: regulation of transcription by RNA polymerase II. Gene Ontology annotation, molecular function: DNA-binding transcription factor activity, RNA polymerase II-specific; RNA polymerase II cis-regulatory region sequence-specific DNA binding. The record is from RefSeq and is a predicted model, not a curated record. The coding region runs from base 58 to 1206 and encodes 382 amino acids. Lineage: Eukaryota; Metazoa; Chordata; Lepidosauria; Squamata; Candoiidae.
CCGGCCAGGCCCUGCACAGCACAGCAGAGCACAGCGCAGGGCAGCCCCGAGCCAGAGAUGGCGUUGCCGGCCCCAAGCUUGCCUUCCUUCGCCUCUUUCUGCAAGGACAGCCGCCCUGCUCCCCAACGAUGGUCCUGCGGCCUAGAAGCUGCGAUGCCGCCCAGCCACUGCCCCGUGCCGGACCUGAGGCAGAGCUUGGAGGGUCUCGCUCCCCCCAAGGACGACGAGCUCAGCACCGUGCUGGAUCUGGUCCUCUCCAUGGGCAGCAGCGACAACGGCCUCCUCGCCCAGGACUUGCCUCGUGAUUACGCGGGAGCGACCGCGGGGCCCACAGCGAUGGACUGCCCCGCCGGCGGCUUCUACGAGAUGAAUCCCGCGCCUGGAUGCUACAGCCCGCUGGAAAAGGGCAGCCCUCCUCCCUAUGGCUCCACCCUCCUGCCCGACUUGGCCCGCUCCGAGCUGGACACCGCGAAUUACGGACUCCCCCGCAGCAUCCACGGGCGCUUCUUUGUGGCCUCUGGCUUUGGCGGGUCGCCCUUUGUGGACAGCAUUAAGCCUGAACCCGAGGUGGACAGUUAUGGGCCUCUGGCAGGCCUGGGGCCUCAAGCUUGUGCCAACAUCAAGCAGGAGGGCAGCCCGGCCACCUGUAUGCUGGCUGGCUCUCCCCAACUCCCCUGCGCAGAGACCCCCCCACUGAGCCCCGAUGACCUCCUGAUGGCCUCGGAGUGCCAAGGACAGCUGGUGUCUCUCCCGCAGCAUGGCUACCUCCCAGCCUUUGCCCAGCCUCAGUACCACCAGAGACCCUCCCCUUACGGCCUCUUUGACGAGAGCCUCCCCUGCCAGGCCUCUGCCCCCAGGGGCAUGCUCACCCCGCCCUCCUCACCCCUGGAGUUACUGGAAGCCAAGCCAAAGAGGGGGCGCCGGUCUUGGCCCCGAAAACGGACUGCCACACACACUUGCACCUAUGCUGGCUGUGGAAAAACUUACACCAAGAGUUCCCACCUGAAGGCGCAUCUCCGAACUCACACAGGCGAGAAACCCUACCACUGCAACUGGGAUGGGUGCGGCUGGAAGUUUGCUCGCUCAGAUGAACUGACCCGCCAUUAUCGGAAGCAUACCGGGCACCGGCCCUUCCAGUGCCACCUGUGUGACCGGGCCUUUUCCCGUUCUGACCACCUGGCGCUGCACAUGAAGAGACACAUAUAGCUAUCCCAUGCCUGUGAUGUGGGGUGAAGGACCCAUCAGAAUUUGGGGUGCAGGGGGAAUCUUGUAGCUGGUACUACGACGUCUGUCUGCGUGGAGAAGAGGCUGGGGAUGAACGCGGACUAGAGGAGGCCAUUCGUUCCAGCGCUUCCUGAAGAGGCUAAGAACCUGACUGGCUGUUCUUUCACCAUGGGAGAAUAGGACUUAUUUAUAGGAUGGAGAAGAGACAACGGGCUGUCUAUAUGUAAAUAGCAGAUCUGACUAUGCCCAAAACAUAAGCUGUAUCUGAGGACUGUAAGAGGUUUACUGUAGCCCAAAACUUAUUUUUUGAGACAGGAGGUUCUCACUGAGAACAUGCCAAAUCUGUGCUACACACUCGAAGUGUGCACUCAAGGUGCCUUAAAUAUACGAGAACUACUGGGCUAGAGGUCUUGUAAAUAAACCUGUCUUUGAACAGGUAUUAUAUAAAUAUUGUAAAUAGUUUUAUACUUAAGUUGGACUAUAAACAGGAGACAAAAUAGGUUUUUCUCUGCCUAUUCUUUUUUUUAAAUAAAUGUUUUCUAAAAACCAUUAAAAGACUUUUCUAAAAUAAA